AUGACGACGCACAACAUCGCCGCCGCGCCGUCCGUGACGCUGGAGGAGUAUGCCGCGCUGCCCAAGCACCCCCGGCAUGAGCUGGUGAAAGGAGUCCUCGUUGAGCUGAUGGUCGCAUCCGAGGAACACGAACACACCGGUUCGCUAGUCAACUGGCGCUUGUCGGAGCAUGUUUUCCCCAACCGACUGGGCCGGGUGUACACGAGCAACCGGGGGUAUGUGACGGGUCCUGAUUCGCCAGUCACCUCGCGGAUGCCCGACAUUUCGUUUGUAUCAACUGAGCGAUUGGCCCGAUCCGAUCUGGCUGGAAUGCUUUACGACGGCGCGCCUGACCUCGCCGUGGAGAUUUUGUCGGACAGCAACACGCCCGCCGAGAUAGCGCAAAAGAUUGAGGAAUACAUUAACGCCGGCAGCAGGGCCGUUUGGGUGAUUGACAUCGACGCCCGCACGCUGACGGUGCACGCGGCCGGUGCGUCUCCACUGGUGCUAACAGACGCUGACGCCGUGGGCGGCGGGGACUACCUGCCCGGCUUCGCCUGCGCCGUGGCCGAUAUGCUGCCGGAGACAGGCUAA
This is a messenger RNA of Geodia barretti, 573 nucleotides long. Lineage: Eukaryota; Metazoa; Porifera; Demospongiae; Tetractinellida; Geodiidae. The record is from the annotation of a GenBank genome assembly.